AUGGGAAUAGGAGAGCUUAAACCUACCGAGAUGAUCUUGAAAUUAGCGGAUCGUUCUACUAUCCCUCUAGUUGGCUACAUUGAGGACAUACCCGUCAAGAUAGAAGGGAUAUAUAUCACGACUGAUUUCGUGGUGGUUGACAUAGAGGAGGACCAUGAUGUCCCUAUAGUCUUAGGACGACCCUUCCUAGCUACUGCAGGUGCUAUAAUAGAUGUUCAGAGUGGUAGGAUAGUUUUUCAAUUGCAAGCAAAAAGAGGAAAUCCAAGAAGGUUGUAUCAGAAGCUGUUGAAGAAUCUAAACCAAAGCCUAAGAAGCAGAAAAAAAUCCAAGAAAUCCCCUAAGCUAAAUUUUAUUGAAUCUACUCUACCUGAGAUUCAAGAGGAGGUUGCUGAUUUAGGACCUGUUGAGGUUCUAAGUACAAGAACAAGAGGUGGUUCUUCAGGAGCUGCUUCUCAACCAAAGCCUAAAGUUCAUAAGAAGGGUAAGAAGCAGAUAAGGAAGUUAAAGAUGUCCAAGUAUACAUAG
Molecule: messenger RNA, 525 nt
Organism: Medicago truncatula (barrel medic)
Lineage: Eukaryota; Viridiplantae; Streptophyta; Magnoliopsida; Fabales; Fabaceae
Exons: 2
Coding region: 1-525 (174 amino acids)
Source: RefSeq, a predicted model, not a curated record